CUAUUGUUAGAAGCGAUUCGAGUCGUCGAUGGUGCCAAUUAUAGUCGCGUCGCUGCGGAGCCAAUUGGUGUUGUGUGAGGCGCGCGAGAUGGGCAACGGCGCAAACGACACGGCGGUGCCGACUGUCCCAAGCGGAGCCAUCGAGCGAUUACUCCUACCACCAGACGGCAUCGUCCGCACGAUCAUCGUGGCGAUUCUUGGACUCAGUUUUUACCUCCCGUUUGCGAUUCUCUUGUACUAUUGCAACCGCCACAAGCCCGCGAUUCGAUACCGAAACCCUGUCGAAAUGACGUUCACCGCCACGGCAGCGUUCGCGUACGGCUUUGCCCGGUGCAUGGGGUCGCUCUUUGUCGACAAGUUCUCGUGCACGUUUCGGCUCCUCUCGUUUGGGAUUCCUCUGCAGCUGGGACUGAUGGGGUACUUGCUAGCUGAACUAAGGGUCGUGCUCACGUUCAACUUGACGGAGCUCAUGGUCGCCCACGCGGAGAGGCGGAAAGUAAAUCGCCAUAAUCUGUCGCACUUGCACUCGCUGCUUCGCCGCGGGCUCCUCUCGGUGUACCGCAUCUUGAUCCACAUCCUAUGGAAUACGCCGCUCGUGAUCAUCCUGUACAGCAACGACUACAGUUCGUACAACGGGGAACAGUGUCCGUCUAGGUUGAACCACAAAGUGACGACGCUGUUUGCGACCGAAUUCCUCGUCAUUGUCGUUGCGUCCAUGGUGCUGUCGUUCAAGAUGAGCAAAGUCGUCGACAACUUUGGCUUGCGUCGGUCGUUUCAAGCAAGCGGUCGCAUUUUGUUUCUCUGGUUUUGCAUCUACUUUCCGAUCCUGGCGUUUUUCUUCGACACGGACGUUGUGCUGAGCUACCGACUCGACCUCUUCAUGGACAUCCUCAUUGCGCACACGUUCAUUUGGAUCCACAUCGUGCUGCCGCUGCGAGAAGCAUACAUGAUGCCCGACCACGACGUUGACGGCGCUGCUUUCAAAGGCACAACGGGGAUCCUCGACGCGUAUUUGCACACGCCGGAAGGGUUCAAGGCGUUUUCAACGUUUGCCAAGUCCGAGUUUCGCCUGGAAUGCGUCUUGGCGUGGAAAACGCUCGUGGAUUACCGCAUCGAGUCGCCCGACCACCUCUCGGCAUUUGAAAUAUACGAGCUGCACAUUGCCCCCGCGGCGCCGUUGUCGCUCGAGAAGGACAUCUCGCCAUCCAUCCUCAAGCGGUACGUACUCGCGUUUGAAGCGAACAGCAAGUACAGCAUUGCGCCGGAAGAAAUGGUUCGCGACGUCAACUACUUUGAUGUCCUGCUCGACGCGAUCAUGGACAAAAUCGUCGUGGAAACGCUGCCGCGGUUCCAGCAACAUGCGCUCGGCGCCAACUGGGGAGACUUUGUGUCCAAGUACAACACGCAAAUGGCGCUGGACAAGAUGCUCAACCGAGACCAAUGCGAGCCUUUCCUGCAGCCGAAUCGAACGAUGCCGACGAUCAAAGGCGAGUUGCUUCGUUCGUCGGGACGUCUUGGGCCGAUUGAAAGUCGACGAGAGAGCAUGCUACGUUCGUCGGUGGGGGGUGAUACCCUCGGCGACGAUGACAAGCCGCAGGAACACAACGCCAAGCGCGUUAACGCAAUGGAUGUCCGGCAUUCUUGACAACGUCGUUGACCUGCCGUCCUUGCAAGCACAUGUGCAUAUCACAGGG
Messenger RNA from Aphanomyces invadans, 1694 nucleotides. RefSeq lists its product as hypothetical. The transcript is spliced from 4 exons. Bases 29 to 1645 code for a protein of 538 amino acids. The record is from RefSeq and is a predicted model, not a curated record. NCBI's taxonomy places the organism in Eukaryota, Oomycota, Saprolegniomycetes, Saprolegniales, Verrucalvaceae.